UCAGCCAGAAGGCAAUCAAGUUUUUAAACGUUCAAUUCGUGGCUGUAGAAGUAUAAAAGCACUACACGGUAUUAAAAGCAAAAAAAGAAGAAAGAAAAUAAAAGGAAAAUGUUAAUUUUUCUAAAUCAGAAAUUAUGUCGAAGUGCUGUUGCAUUGAUUGGCAUUACCAUUGUAAUCGACAGUUGUUUCCUGUGUGUUCAAGGCAUCCUCGAUGAUGCAGACAACAACAACAACAACUUGAAUCUAAUUGAUGCAACCUUUGCAUCAGCAACCACAUCUAAUGAAUUCUCGAAUCAAGAGGAUAAUGAAGUAUUUACUACCACUACAGAUGCAACGGAAGCUGGUGUGAAACCUGAAGCGUUUACUUCUUACUUGAAUAUUUCUCAGUAUCCUGGCGAACUCUGCAGUCGUGUCUGUGUGAGUGGCCAACGACGUGUGUGUUACUUUGAAUUCACUCUAGAAUACUAUCAAGCCAUGGGAGUUGCGUGUGGCAAGUGUGCCAAAGGUAUUGAGGAGGAUUGCAACAAUCCGCAGUGUAUUGUAGGUGAUGGUGUGGAAAAGGGCGUAAUGAGUAUUAAUCGCCAAAUACCAGGACCAGCUAUACAAGUGUGCAAAGAUGAUUUACUCAUCGUGGAUGUGCACAAUCAUGCUCAUGGCUCUGCAGCUGCUCUGCAUUGGCAUGGUUUGCAUAUGCUGGAGACACCUUAUAAGGACGGAGUGCCCUUCUUGACCCAGUGUCCCAUACCCUUUGCCAAUACAUUCCGCUAUCAGUUCUCUGCCACUGAGGCGGGAACACAAUUUUAUCACUCACAUGCGGGUCAUCACAAGGUGAAUGGUCAAUAUGGCGCUUUAAUAGUUAGACAACCUGAAUUAACAGAACCCUUUAGUCCUUUGUAUGACUAUGAUCUACCAGAACAUCAUAUUUUAAUAUCGGACUGGAUGCAUUCUUAUGCCGAACAAUAUUUCCCCGGUCUUCCCAGUUCUAUGGGCAUAUAUCCGGACUCGGUGUUAAUCAAUGGUCGAGGAGUGUAUACUAAUCCCAAAACUAAACAACAAACCAAAAUACCACCAACUGUUUAUUAUGUCACACCCGGCAAACGUUAUCGCUUCCGUUUAAUCAAUUCUAUUAGUCAUGCUUGUCCCUUUCAAAUGCAGAUUGAGCAACACAAUUUGACCAUAAUUGCUUCGGAUUCAUACAAUGUACUGCCACGACCAUUUGAUACUUUAGUAUCAAACUCUGGCGAACGUUACGAUUUCAUUUUGGAAGCAAACCAUACCAAGGGUGACUUUUGGUUACGUGUAAGGGGCUUGGGUGUGUGUUCCAUAAAUCCCACUGAAUCAUUCGCUUUGAUUAGAUAUGAAUCGAAUGAUAUUGCGAACUGGCAGGGAGAUUUACAACGUCCUCCAUUGCCUAAAUAUGAAGAUCGUUAUCCUGCUGGCAUAUAUUUAAAUCAUCCAAAUGCUUCCUGCUGGGGUGGUGUCAAUGAUCAUUGCGUUACCGAAUUGACUGCCUUGGAAGAGGACGUGGAGUUGCGCAAUGCCAUGCCAGAUCAUAAAUUCUUUUUAGCCUUUCACAAUUAUCCAGUGCCAAAUAAGGAAAUCUUUAAACCGGGUCAAUAUAACCAUUUCUCAAAUCUCAACUCAAAUUUAACCAUAGUGGGUGCCAUUAAUAAUCUUAGUUUGGUAUUUCCUGAUUAUCCACCUCUCACCCAGCCCAGAGACAUUGAUGAGUCUCAGUUUUGCGAUGAUCUCAAUUGGCCGGCAAGGUGUGCCGGCAACCGUUUGUGUCCCUGCAUACAUCGCCUGCAGGUUAAACUCAACAGCAUUGUGGAAUUGAUUAUAGUGGAUGAAAGUGAAAAUGUAGGUCGUAUGCAUCAUCCAUUUCAUUUGCAUGGUUAUCGAUUUAUGGUCACUGGUUUGGGACAACAUCCGGAUGGCGUGCCCAUGAGUAUACAACGGGCUAAGCAAAUGGAACGUAACCGCAUGUUGCCAAGAGAUUAUUUUAAUGCUCGUCCUCCAUUUAAAGACACAGUAUCAAUACCCAGUCGUGGUUAUGCAGUCAUACGCUUUAGAGCAGCGAAUCCUGGUUUCUGGUUAAUGCACUGCCAUUAUGAAUGGCAUUUGGCCAUUGGAAUGGGUCUCAUUAUGCAGGUUGGCACCCCUCGACAAAUGGUUAAUGCACCCCCCAACUUUCCUCGCUGUGGUAAUUAUGCGCCACGCGUAAGAAGGCCCAGGUUUCUAUAGUUUCAACGAAUUGUAAUUUUCAUCAUUUCUUCUUCUGUAUUUCAACGAAUUCUUUAUUAAAUUUAUUUUGUGCUAAAAGUAACAAAAUCCUCUUGCUACCCUUUUACUUUUAAAUAAGAUAUGCACAAAGAAAAAAUACAAUAAAAAAAUAUUUUUCAAGCACAACCAACAGCAACAAAACAAA
This is a messenger RNA of Calliphora vicina (urban bluebottle blowfly), 2428 nucleotides long. RefSeq lists its product as uncharacterized. NCBI's taxonomy places the organism in Eukaryota, Metazoa, Arthropoda, Insecta, Diptera, Calliphoridae. The transcript has 9 exons. The coding region runs from base 109 to 2244 and encodes 711 amino acids. Gene Ontology annotation, molecular function: copper ion binding; oxidoreductase activity. The record is from RefSeq and is a predicted model, not a curated record.